CUCAGUCGCUUUCGUACAGCAGGGCAGGCGUGUUCGUGGACGCAACAGAAUCGACUACGAUGGCGGCCGGCAACGAAGCUCAGCACAGCACACCGGUGUACCUGGGCGCCCUGCUGGAUGACGGGGAGGGCGCCACCGUGACUCUGGCGGCGGGGGAGACGCGGCUGGUGGUGCACAGGGCGGUCCUCGUGGCCGGGAGCCCCGUCUUCGCAGCAAUGUUCGGCCACGACACGGCGGAGUCGCGCGGCGGCCUCGUCGACGUCGCAGACGUGGACGGGCCGGUGCUGAGGGAGCUGCUGACGUACCUGUACACCCUCCGCGCCCCGCAGCUGGCGAGCCUGGCCCCCCGCCUGCUCGUCGCCGCCGACAAGUACGGCGUGGCGAGCCUGAAGGCCCAGUGUGAGCAGCAGCUGGCCGCUGGGCUGACGGUGGACAACGCGGCGGCCACAGCUGUUCUCGCGGUGCGACACUGCUGCCCCGGCCUCCGGCAGACGGCCGUCUCCUACAUAAAGGGCCACACACACCGAGUGAUGGCGACGCAGGGCUGGGCUGACGCAGUGCGCACCCAGCCAGAAGACGUCGUCGAACUCAGCAGGUUGCUGGCGGAGACGCCACCGGAAUCCAGCCCCGGCCCCAGCGCCGCCACUCAGCCUGCCAGCGGCGCGGCUGCCCGCCACACUCCGCCGCCUCCUGACGACGCGGCCGUCUCUCGCCUGCGUGCGGGCCGUGGCUCCAGCAGGCCCAGCCCUGCCACUCGGCCACUCGGCGACCCCGGACGCUCUCCUGCCGCGGCUGCCCGCCACACUCCGCCGCCACCAGACGACGCGGCCGUCUCUCGCCUGCAGAGCCUCUCUCAACAGGAGAGAGGGAGGAGGCUGAUAGAGGCGGCCAGGCAGGGCGCGGCGGAGCAGCUGCGCGAGUUACUGGCGGCGGGGGCGGACGUGCGGGCGAGGGAGGAGGGGUGGUUGGGGAGCAGGUGUACCGCCCUGCACCUGGCAGCAGGCAGGGGUCACGUGGCGGCGGCCAGCUGCCUCGUCGGCGCCGGCGCGGAGGUCGACGCCAGGACCAUCGGGGGGCAGAGGACGCCCCUGCACUGGGCUGCAGGGAGUGGCCACGCUGGUGUGGUGCGGCUGCUGGUCGGCGCCUCUGCUGACCUCAACGCCAGGGAUCGGUGGGGGCAGACGCCGCUGCACAGGGCGGCAGAGGAGGGCCACGCAGAGGCGGCGGCUGAGCUCCUCCUGGCGGGGGCGGACAGGGGGGCCCUGGAUGACGAAGCUAGGACCCCUCUGGACGUCGCCAGGAAGAGGGGAAAGCAGGAGCUGGUGGAUAUGCUGACACAACGCUGACAUACGGCAUUCAGGAAGCACAAGCAGUUACACCAUAUGCGUUGGCCUUUCAAAUAAAGAAU
Schistocerca americana (American grasshopper) is the source of this 1408-nucleotide messenger RNA. RefSeq names its product poly [ADP-ribose] polymerase tankyrase-1-like. Bases 60 to 1346 code for a protein of 428 amino acids. Gene Ontology annotation, molecular function: ubiquitin protein ligase binding. Gene Ontology annotation, biological process: regulation of proteolysis; proteasome-mediated ubiquitin-dependent protein catabolic process. The transcript is spliced from 5 exons. Gene Ontology annotation, cellular component: cytoplasm. NCBI's taxonomy places the organism in Eukaryota, Metazoa, Arthropoda, Insecta, Orthoptera, Acrididae. The record is from RefSeq and is a predicted model, not a curated record.